Pangasianodon hypophthalmus (striped catfish) is the source of this 3431-nucleotide messenger RNA. RefSeq names its product odd-skipped related transciption factor 2 (gene osr2). Gene Ontology annotation, biological process: embryo development; urogenital system development; regulation of transcription by RNA polymerase II. Gene Ontology annotation, molecular function: DNA-binding transcription factor activity, RNA polymerase II-specific; RNA polymerase II transcription regulatory region sequence-specific DNA binding. The record is from RefSeq and is a predicted model, not a curated record. Lineage: Eukaryota; Metazoa; Chordata; Actinopteri; Siluriformes; Pangasiidae. Bases 411 to 1349 code for a protein of 312 amino acids. Gene Ontology annotation, cellular component: nucleus. The transcript has 4 exons.
CAGGGAAGAGCGCUGGAGCUGGUGGCGGGAGAGGGCGUGUCGAGGGCGGGCUAAUAGCUGUGAAGCUUGUAGCCAUGAAAAGUGCUGGACUUGUUGCGCUUCACUCACUUGAAUCAACCUCGCAAUAUAGCUAAGAGCUCACACAUCUCUGCCUGUAACAGUACAUAGCGAGCCAAGUUUCACACAGAAACACUGCGUGUUAUGUUUAAACGUUCAGCCUUUGAUGUUAAGUUAACGAAAGUUGUAAAGUUCCCAAGGAGAAAUCUCUGUGAUUAGUAUGGGCUUCACAGUAGACUUUGUUUUGUUCUGACCGCUAUGGAUUACUGAGAAACGGCACUCACUGAGCGCGACUCUUGGCGUCCAUAUCAGCUGGGACCUUUUGGAGAUUAACAUUUGUGAUCGAUUAGAAAAUGGGGAGUAAGACUCUGCCGGCCCCCAUCCCACUACAUCCGUCCCUCCACCUUUCCAACUACUCUUUCCUCCAGGCAGCACACAGGCCUGCCUUACCUCACACUGCCGACCCCCUACACGGGCUCUACGGCGUCAGGACGGUGCAGACGAUGCAGAUGAACCACUGGACUUUGGGCUACACGCACAUGCAGGGACUCCGAUCAACCAUCACUGAAAUGUCAGCUGUGCAGGGCCUCACGGAUCUUCGAUUCUCGCUCCCUGCGUUACCGUUCACUGCACACUUCUUUCAUCCUAAACAAGGAACGAUAACUCAUGUAAUUCCAGCCCUACACAAAGAUAGACCCCGAUUUGACUUUGCUAACCUUGCUAUUGCGGCUACACAAGAGGACGAGUCUAAGACCGAUGACCUGUUAAAGCUCACAGCAGGUCUCGGCAGCCAGAGCUCAGAGUUAAACAAACUGUCACCAAACAGAAAACCCCCACGCGGGAGGCUUCCGUCAAAGACCAAAAAGGAAUUCAUUUGUAGAUUCUGUGGAAGAAACUUUACAAAGUCCUACAACUUACUAAUCCAUGAGCGCACACACACAGACGAGAGGCCUUACACCUGCGACAUCUGCCAUAAAGCUUUUAGGAGACAGGACCACCUCCGAGACCACCGAUACAUCCACUCCAAGGAGAAACCGUUCAAAUGUCAAGAGUGUGGAAAGGGAUUUUGUCAGUCACGGACUUUGGCAGUUCAUAAAACAUUACAUAUGCAGGAGUCUCCUCACAAAUGCCCCACAUGCGGAAGAACCUUUAAUCAAAGAAGUAAUCUGAAAACUCACCUUCUCACCCAUACAGACAUCAAGCCCUACUCCUGUGAGCUCUGCGGAAAGGUGUUUCGGCGCAACUGUGACCUGCGACGGCAUAGUUUGACACACACACUCCACCGGGACUAGCAGCUAAAGCAAAAAUAAACCAAAUGCCCGUGGCACAUAGCAGAAUUCCCUACUGAUAUCUCGGGACACCUUUAUUGGACAGAACAUGAGACCCAAAGUGAAGAUAGCUGGAGACUCUGUGAUGCUGAAUUUUUACUACAUCUACAAAAGCGGUUACUGAAGAUGGAUGAAUGAAACUAUUAGCCAUUAUAAACCGUGUUAAAAUGUGGAUGUUUGUUGAAAUGAAUAGUAGAAAUAAAAUUGGAUGUCAAGAUAGUGAUCUAUUUCAUGGCACUUCGCAAAGGACUAUUAAACUAAUUAGACUAACCAUUUCACCUCUCUACCCUAUUCUUGAUGUUGUUGUGAAAGCCUGUAACAGGAUUAUGAAUUCUUACCAUGUGCACUGUAAGCCUAGAUGAAAUCAUUAUGCUUAAAAAUUGAAGUAUCCCUUUGCCAUAAAGGUUAAGCAAUAAUGAACAAACGGAAAUGUAAACGCUGAGGUAUACUUAAGGUGCGAAAUAGCACUGCAUUGAGUUUUAGGUACAACAAAGUAACAUUGUAUGUUGGAAUAAUAUAAAUGUAGGAUAUUGUAACUAAUAACGUUAGGUUAAUGUCACUUAAAACUGAUUCAAAUCAUUUUACUUAUCCAAACGCAGUCGUUUUGUUUCAAGCUGGUGGUAAUGAUGGCAGAAACGAGCGACACAGUCUCGAAACGCAAGCUCUUACGUCAUCACGUAGUGCAAUAAGCUCGCGGUGAACAGUCCAAUCAGAAUCAGCUCUUCUGCUGGUCUGAAUACAGUAACUCCAAUUACAAGGGUCUUAUUCCUGCAUGCAACUGAAAACGCACUUUCGAAAACAACACGUAGUUCCAUUAUAUAGGAUAGGCCUACAUAUUACUUCUAAUAAAGUUGUUUCUAAAAGCUACAUGUGUGUUUUCUUUGAGAUAACUUAACCCGAUAACCCAUAGAAGUAACCUGUAAGUACAAGUAAUGUCAAGUACACCCGAAAAUAAAAGCUGAUGAAAGUGAUGAUUUUAGCGGUUUGUUUGCUGAUACGUUUGGUAAAGCUGUCAGAAUAAUCUAUGCGUUUAUGUGUGAGGGAGAUGCAACUAGUGCAGCUACUGCACGAGGUAGUCACGUAUAAUUAGACUAUUAACUUUGUUUAUUGUUGACAAUAACGAAUCAUGCAUUUGGAAAUUACAUCUGUAGGUCGAAAAAAGCAGUUUUUUUAAAAAAAAAAAAAAGUUUUUAAAAUUAUUCAGUUAGUCUACGGUGAAGUUUGAUAUAUGUGAGAAGACUUUAUCUUUAAUAACAAGGCACCAAUGCUUAGACCCCUGAAGACACACCGUUGUACCAUCAGCCCUUUGGUUCUGAAUCACCAGGUAAUAUGACACAGUGGUUUAGCACCAUGAACAUGUAGCCCAUAAUCAGCAGCUCAGAGGCAGUUUGCUCAGUGACUUGAACAAAUAGAUUAUUAUGACAGCUUAUUAACCAGUCAUUGUUAUACCAUUAUAAAUCAUCAUACAUCUAGCUUCAGAAGGAGACACAAUCUAUCAGCAGUGUGAGUGAGUGAAAUGCAAUGGCCCACACUGCGCCUUCAUCCGAGCUGCUUGCACCGUGAACCUGAACAGUCCUAUCAGGCCCUAUACGGGAAAUAACUACACUGCUUUAAAGAAUAAAGUUUAAAGUAUAAGCAGCAUGUUUUUACCUGCGUUUCCCUGGGGCAAAGGUUUAACCUACAACUCCAAUUUCCAAAAAGAUGAUAAAUAAUUUAAAACAAUUUAGGACUAUUUUAAACUGCUGUCUAUGUUCAGCUGGGUUUUACUGUGUGUAAGUUCAUACUGUGGGUUAGGCUGAAACGAAUCCCAAUCUUAUACAUGGCAAAUCAUGCAAUCUGUACUUGAUCACUAUAAUGAAAAAAAUGUGAAAAUACAGCCAAAUUGUAAAAUAUAAAUAAAUUGGAGCUUAUGUAUCAGCUUAAAUGAGCUUGUAUCACUAAUGUAAUUUGUCAGUCAGGUUAUUCCUUACUCCUUAUAGAACUUUGCCAUCUCAUAUGAAGGAAAAAAGAAAACCAGGAACUCAGAAUGAGUAAUAUGGAGGGUAU